AGCGCGGGAGGAGGGAGCGCAGGAGCCCGGGCCGCGGUGGCCGGCUCGGCCUGCCCUUUGUGCCCGCAGCCCGCGCCCCGCGCCGAUGGCCGCCGCACCGGGCUCCCCCGCGGCGCGCACCCGCCCGCGGACCUGACCCCGCGCGCCUGGGAUGCGCCGGGAAUGCGCGUCCUCCGGGCCUGCGGCUGCUGCGGGCUGGGCGCGGGGCGAUGGAGCUGAGCAUGAAGAAGUUCACGGUGCGCCGCUUCUUCUCCGUGUACCUGCGCAAGAAGUCGCGCUCCAAGAGCUCCAGCCUCGGCCGGCUCGAGGAGGAAGGCACCGUCCAGGAGAUCGACAUCAGCCACCAUGUGAAGGAAGGCUUCGAGAAGGCCGACCCCUCCCAGUUCGAACUGCUCAAAGUUCUAGGACAAGGAUCCUACGGAAAGGUGUUCCUGGUGCGGAAGACCAAGGGUUCGGACGCUGGGCAGCUGUACGCUAUGAAGGUCCUUAAGAAAGCUACCUUGAAAGUUCGGGACCGAGUGCGGUCGAAGAUGGAGAGAGACAUUUUGGCAGAAGUGAAUCACCCUUUCAUUGUAAAGCUGCAUUAUGCCUUUCAGACGGAAGGAAAGCUCUACCUGAUCCUGGACUUCCUGCGGGGAGGGGACCUCUUCAGCCGGCUCUCCAAAGAGGUGAUGUUCACCGAGGAGGAUGUCAAGUUCUACCUGGCUGAGCUGGCCUUGGCUUUGGACCACCUCCAUGGCCUGGGGAUCAUCUACAGAGACCUGAAGCCUGAGAACAUCCUGCUGGACGAAGAAGGACACGUUAAGAUCACAGACUUCGGGCUGAGCAAGGAGGCCAUCGACCACGACAAGAGAGCCUACUCGUUCUGCGGGACGAUAGAGUACAUGGCGCCCGAGGUGGUGAACCGGCGGGGACACACGCAGAGCGCCGACUGGUGGUCCUUCGGCGUGCUCAUGUUCGAGAUGCUCACGGGAUCGCUGCCGUUCCAGGGCAAGGACAGGAAGGAGACCAUGGCCCUCAUCCUCAAAGCCAAGCUGGGCAUGCCACAGUUCCUCAGCAUGGAGGCCCAGAGUCUGCUGAGAGCCCUCUUCAAGCGGAACCCGUGCAACCGACUGGGCGCUGGUGUCGACGGAGUGGAGGAAAUCAAGCGGCACCCUUUCUUUGUGACCAUAGACUGGAAUGUAAGUCACGCAUCACCAUGCCCAGCGCACACGGGUGACGAGAAGCUGUACAGGAAGGAGAUCAAGCCGCCCUUCAAACCAGCGGUGGGCAGGCCCGAGGACACCUUCCACUUUGACCCCGAGUUCACAGCACGGACGCCCACAGACUCCCCCGGCGUGCCCCCCAGCGCCAACGCACACCAUCUCUUCAGAGGAUUCAGUUUCGUGGCCUCGAGUCUGGUCCGGGAGCCCUCGCAGCAGGAUCUGCUCAAAGCCGCGGUUCACCCCAUCGUGCAGCAGUUACACGGGAACAACGUCCACUUCAGCGACGGCUAUGAGAUCAAGGAGGACAUUGGGGUGGGCUCCUAUUCCGUGUGCAAGCGAUGUGUGCAUAAAGCUACGGAGGCAGAGUACGCCGUGAAGAUCAUCGAUAAGAGCAAGAGAGACCCCUCGGAGGAGAUCGAGAUCCUCCUGAGGUACGGGCAGCACCCGAACAUCAUCACCCUCAAAGACGUCUAUGACGACGGGAAGCUGGUGUACCUGGUGAUGGAGCUGAUGCGGGGCGGGGAGCUCCUGGACCGCAUCCUGCGGCAGCGCUACUUCUCUGAGCGCGAGGCCAGCGACGUGCUGUGCACCAUCACCAAGACCUUGGACUACCUCCACUCCCAGGGGGUGGUCCAUCGAGACCUGAAGCCGAGUAACAUUCUGUACAUGGACGAGUCUGGGAACCCCGAGUCCAUCCGAAUCUGCGACUUCGGGUUUGCCAAGCAGCUCCGGGCCGAGAACGGGCUGUUGAUGACGCCCUGCUACACGGCCAACUUCGUGGCCCCUGAGGUCCUGAAGCGGCAAGGCUACGACGCAGCCUGUGACAUCUGGAGUUUGGGGACCCUGUUGUACACCAUGCUGGCGGGAUUUACCCCAUUUGCAAACGGACCGGAUGACACGCCCGAGGAGAUCCUGGCACGGAUCGGCAGCGGGAAGUAUGCCCUUUCCGGGGGGAACUGGGACUCAAUCUCCGAUGCCGCAAAGGAUGUCGUGUCCAAGAUGCUCCACGUAGACCCUCAUCAGCGCCUGACGGCAGUUCAAGUCCUGAAACACCCGUGGAUCGUGAACAGAGAGUACCUGUCCCAGAGCCAGCUCAGCAGACAGGACGUCCACCUGGUGAAGGGUGCCAUGGCUGCCACCUACUUCGCUCUGAACAGAACUCCCCAGGCCCCGCGGCUGGAGCCAGUGCUGUCGUCCGGCCUGGCCCAGCGCAGGGGCAUGAAGAGACUCACGUCCACGAGGCUAUAGUGCGAGCAGGCCCUGCAGAGCAUCCUGGGCUGGCGGCGCCGGCUGGGGCUUCCGUCCCGGGCACUGCCAGGGUGACUGUGCCCGUCUCGAAGGCCCGGGAGCCUCUGCUCAUUCCACGUUCUCUUGUUCAGCCUGGAUGGAUCCAGACCGUGACCUCUCAGCGCCUCGCUGUGCCCACCCUGCUGCCUCCCUGCCCCGAGCUGGCCCGACGGACUCACUUCACUGCACACCACCAUGAGCAGCGCCUGUAGGGUUCUUUCGGGCUCUGUGGGUCUUUUAUGAUCACGGCUUAUAUUUAUACAGAGAGAUAUUUUUUCCAAUGGUAAAGCCAGGAAGGGGGUCAGGUUUCCGACACACACGUCCCCGCGAUUCGGGUGGGCGGACGCGCUGACCAGCUCCCCCCACGGCCCCCCACCCGACCCCGGGAGGGGCUGGCCUCUGUGGUGUGGUGUUGCCAGGAGGACGGGGUCAGCACAUGGCACCCGGGAGUAGACGCCAGGUCCCCUCCAGUUGAUCCAAAGAGCCCUCGUCCCGUUGCCCAUCUUCCAGACUGCGGUGCUGGGUGUCCUCUCCAGGUCGCAGACCCACAUGGGGAAAGGGCCGGGAACCAACAGGUGGCAUCUUUGCUUUGGGGGCCUCUUUUCACGAGAAUGGCACGUCCCUGGGGAGGAGCCAGCGACAGCCUGUGCCCCCUGCCCAGUGUUCUUGUCCCCCGACGGCCGGGGCUGCAGGGCUGGGGCUCCACGCCCCCACCCUGGCUCUAGCGGUGGUCAAGGCCGCCCAGAGGUUCUGAGAGCGUGCGAUGGGCCCGACGGCUGGUCGGCUGGUUGCGGUCUUCUGUCAGCCCCAUGUGCUUUCAUCCCAAAGCAGUGUUUUUGCUGUGUUUGCCUUCCCCUCUCUGGGCCGCAGGAGGCCCGCGAGCCCGGGCAACCCUGAGCUCUGUUCCUCCCUUCCAGGCGCAGUCCCGGCCCCACGGCAGCCAGGAGGGGGACGGGAGGCCCUGCUGCCACCCUGGGGCCUGGAGAGGAGCCAGAAGAUGGGUGACCCGGGGCACCAUGCACUUUGUAGAAGCUGUGCUUUUGUGUUGUUGCGUUUGUGUUUCUGUUUUUCACCUGAUGUUGCCGGGACAUCUGAUGUUUCCCACAGGGAGGGGCGCGCACGGGAGGGGCUGUGCGCUUCUUAAAUGAAACCGGGACAGGUGGGGCGCCCUUGCCAGACAGGAGAGGAGAGAGCGUGUGGCCCUCGGUGUCCUCCCCCAGCCCCACGGGGGGAGCCUCCAGGCCGGCCCAGGACUCCCCGCCGCCCUUGGCCGGGCGCGGGGCUCCUGGGGUCCUCCGCCAAUCUCACUCGGAAGACCUGUUUCGUCAUUCUUUGUUCCCAUCUCAAGCAGCUACACACCUCGAAAAGACAAAAACAGUAGCAACAUGUGGCAUCCUGGGCAUAACUGCUUAGCUUGUUCCAAGUGUGCUUGGGCCUGAAACUGUAACCUCGUUUCAGAAGCGUUCCUUAUUCUGUGAGCCUCUCUCGCCGCCCGAGAACCACCAGAAGGAAAGAUGGGGGCAGGGUCGCCACUGGCUUCCCUCCCACAAAGCCUCCUGAGGCAGCUCCCGUAUUUUCUCACUGGAAAUUGCUUUUCCCCAAGGCCACAAAGGCUUGGUUCCCAACAGUUUUGUUUCAGAUCUGAAUUAUUUGAUCUGUGAUUAGAAGCUUGGGAAAAACUGGUUGGCCCUUAGGUCAUGGGUUUGCCCUCCCAGGAAGCCACCGAGGUCAUCACACCUUCCGUCCGCUACGGGGCCACGGCUCCAGGGCUCCUGCGCCGCGGUGUGCCGCUGAGCCGCUGGUUUGCUCACAGAGAGUCGGAGCGGAGGGACGCAGGCCUGCGGAGCCCGGGAGCAACCGGGAGAGGAGAAGGGCCAGAGGGCGCUCUCUGCACACCGCCGCCCCUGCUCGUCCCCUCACUCAGUGUCACCAGGCACGCAGGGCACCUGCCACUCCGGGAGUCACAGAGCGACCUGGGGGCUCACCUCGCACCAAGUCCUGCCCUUAGCCAAGGGCAGGGGGUGGCAGUGGUGGUGGCAGAGACCCCACAGGCACCUGUCAGGAUGAACCGACUCGACUUGAAUGUCUGUCAGAUACCGCCACUUGCGCACCUUCUCCAGGACACAGCGACACUUGAAACCCUUCCAGAAAGUCAGCCUAGAGAAGUCGGUACCAGAGCUGAAACCCAGCUCCCAGGUCUUCAGUGGAAGAGCCAGUGGCUGCGCGUUCUGAGCAGUAUCAGUGCGGAGGAAGGGUCACUUCCCCUUUCACUUCCUCUGUGCGGGGCUCCCUGCCAGCCCUGAGAGGCUCUGGGGGCUUCGCACAGGUGGCCAGACCGCAGGGAGUCAGAUCGCUGUCCCACAGAUGAUGGAACCAUCCCCCUGUAGGUCAUAGCCCCACAGACCGUAGAACCAUCCACUCUCCGGAUCAGAGCCCCAUGGACCAUGGAACCAUCCCCUCCUGGAUCAGAGCCCACAGACCACGGAACCAUCCACACUGCGGAUAAUAGCCCACAGACCGCGGAGCCAUCCCCCUCUGGAUCAUUGCCCCACAAACCGUAGGACCAUCCCCCUCUGGAUAAUAGCCCCACAGACCAUGGAACUGUUCCCCGCCGGAUCACAGCCCCACAGACUCUCGUGAGAAAACGGAGCCCUGGCCCUCAGGCCUCCUCCCCCACCGCCCCGCGGUCCCCCCAGGGAGCCCACUGUGGCCUCACCCCCCUGCAGUCCCCCCGUUUGACAGGAACACCUGUCUCGCCCCGGCGGGUGGCGGGCUCUGCCGGAUGCCAUCCCCAAGUCAGAUUUGGGCAAGAGUGAGGUCUCUUCUGUAUCCUUAGGUCAGAUUGUCCGUGAUUUUAACCUAACCUUGUGUGUGUUGAUGCCCGGAAGAUUGUCCGACGUGUUAAACGAUGAUCGUGCUCCAUGGUAGCCAGUGUCGGUCAUGAAACGCUGUUGCUCCUGCGGCGGCGCGGUGAGACUUCGGCCUCACACUUGACGGAUUCUCCCAAGCACACGAUGAGCUUGAUUCGCACUGUUUUCCUUUCCACACGGCCUCGCUGCCCCUCGCCUCUCCAAGAGCCCUUAAAAUUCUCCAGUGCAAAGGACGCCGCAGCUCCCCGGCGGAGAGGAAGGAGGAGCACCCAGCGUGGGUUGGCAGAGCCCGGGCAGAGCCUUGGGCGACACGGACCCUCCGCCGCUGGUGGCCCGAGGAGCUUCCGACCCAGACCCGACUCGGCACUUUGUUUACAAGCCCGCGUCUGUGUUUAUAGGUCAAUAUGUUCACGCUUUGUAUUUUAUGUUUGAGAUGGGCGGCCACUAUACAGAUAUUUAUUACGCUUUCCAGACUUUCUGAAUAGAUUUUUUUGAAUAAACAUGGGUUUUAUGAAAUGUAA
Messenger RNA from Mustela lutreola (European mink), 5883 nucleotides. RefSeq names its product ribosomal protein S6 kinase A2 (gene RPS6KA2). Gene Ontology annotation, molecular function: ATP binding; ribosomal protein S6 kinase activity; magnesium ion binding. The coding region runs from base 210 to 2453 and encodes 747 amino acids. Lineage: Eukaryota; Metazoa; Chordata; Mammalia; Carnivora; Mustelidae. Gene Ontology annotation, biological process: intracellular signal transduction; protein phosphorylation. The transcript is spliced from 21 exons. The record is from RefSeq and is a predicted model, not a curated record.